GCGUGGAGAGCCAGCCAGCUGAUACCACGCCGACGCGUUGGUGUGUGGGCCCUGCCAUAACCAGUUAGUUUGAGUUCGAAUUUGAUUCGCUGCGGGUCGAGAGUGGAAGUUUUGGCCAGGAGCAUCGUAGGAAAUCGUGUGAAGCCACAAGGAUGCCACGUAACGGCUAUGAGAAUGGAGUCCCAUCCAAAGACCUGGCGAACGGUGACUAUGAUGAGAUAAAGCCUACAUAUGCAUUGGAGCACUUAGCCACUUUCAAGCUGAAAAAUGAGGCGGAAACAAAGCAGCCAAAGGAGAAGAUCAAACUGCUUAUUGAACUGGACAAGACGGGGGGCAUUUGGCCUCACAAGAUGUUUAUGAGCUUCAACGGCCAGUGGCUGGUGAUGCUGGACAACGAAAUGAGGGAGAUUGAGAACUUCCCCGGCAGCCUGAUCACGGAGCCCACCGCGUUUAUUAGCGAGGAUCCGCAGGAGGCCUACAACAACAUCUUGAUAUUUUCGGUUCCUGGUAUCUCGCUGGGCAAUACCGAGAUGCACAUCUUCCAGGUGGCCGAUGUGAGCUCUGUGAACUUGGUGGAAGAUCUGCGAACGCUGAGCAAGGGUACGCCCGUCACGAUCGACCGGAACAAAACACCCAUUCGCUUGCCCAAGCCCGAUCGACCCGGUAACCAGCAACCCAAGGACCAGUACGGGAUUGCGGCGGCCGUGGCCGGAAUUGCUGCCGAGAAGAAUGCGCUGGAUCGCGGGCAAACCGAACGGGAUGUCCAGGUGAUUAACCACUGUUUUGAGGACAUCGAGCGGUUCAUGGCGAGGCUCCACUACGCGGCCGAGGCUCUGAACGAGCUCAAGUUGCGCAAGGAGCAGCACAAUCCUCACGGAGAAGGUCUGCUCGUACUGCGGUCGCGUCCACCCAUUGAGAGCGAGUUCCACGACAUCCUGGCCAAAGUAAAACUAGCUCUUAUCUACUCUGUCAAGCUGCAAAACCACUUCACAAAGAGCUCGGAUCCGAUCCACAACGUUUUCAUUUCGCUGCAAACCAUUGUGACUGUCUGCAACGACAUCUACUUAGACGCCAAGCUGCCGGAAGGGGUCGUUAAUCCGCUGCUGCGACGCGAAACCAUUACCUUCCUCAGCGGAACGCUGGACUCAAACGAGAAGCAGCUGUGGCACAGUCUGGGACCCAACUGGACGGUGCCGAAAGAUCAAUUCAAGGACCACAAGAGUUCGUAUCACCCUAUUUUCUACGACGACUGGUCUCCGGACUGGGUUGUGGACGAAGAGGUGCAGUACCUUGCGCCCGCACUAAAGAAAACAUCAACGCCCUCACCGAUACCACUGCCUCCGAGUCCGGGCGGUAAUCGCACCUGGCUGAAUCGGUUGGAGAGCCGCAAUGUCAAGAUCGCGGAGGUGGCCUACAACAAGUCGGCUACCAACGACAAGGAGCUGAAAGUAACGAAGGGCGAAUACUUGGAGAUAAUUGACGACUCCCGCAAUUGGUGGAAGGCGCGCAACUCCUACGGAAAUAUUGGAUACGUGCCUAACACCGUGCUGACGCCGUAUAACUUUGAGCACGGUGGUGUUUCCAACGGCCGCGACACGGAGUCAUUGGCUUCAAUGUCGCUGCAGGAGAACGGCGAGUCCAGUGAAGCCAACAAUCCUCUGUACCGCAACACCAUGACCUUAUAUGCGGCACCAACAGACCUGGAGCAACAGCAGCCAGUGGGCGGCGUGAAGGUCAUGCCGCGAUCGUACUCCAUGCCCAAUGUUCCCAUUCCCCCACCAAUGCCGCCGGCGGGCGAAAGCCAGCCAACAACUCCAAGUGGCACCCUCAAGCGCAACAUGGCCGCGGCAGGAGCCCUGGCAGCGAUGCGUGCGCGCAACGACUGCGAUGCUGUGGAUGAUUCCUUCAUUUUGCAGGACGAUGUGAACGACGAACUGCGCCUCAUGCUGCAGCAGCGGCAGAGGCGUAAGGACCUCGAAAUCCUGAAGACGCCUGAAAUAUUCAUUACCCAGCACUCCAAGCCCAGGGAGGUGGAGGAAUGGCUGCGAGGCAAGGGCUUCUCCGACAACAUAAUCAAGCGUCUGCACUCCCUCAGCGGCGAGGAGAUCUUCGCCCUCUCUCCGCACACCAUCGAAAGCUACUUCGGGCAGCGGGAGAGUCGUCGUUUGAUAUCCCAGAUCGUGCUGCAAAAGAACUUCUGCGAGUACAAAACCAUCCGCUCGUCAGAGCUAUCCGCCAAGCUGGCUCGCGCUCGUCAAAAGGCUGACCAAUCCAACGGCAAUGGCAACGGCAACGGCAACCCCAACGAAGUUUUCUAAUUACAUAUUUUGAUUGGAAUAGCCUUGGUGCACAGCGAACUGGACCGGUGCUCAGAUGCGCUCUGGUUGUGCCAUUUAUUUAUUUAUGCAUAGCAAUCUUUCAUCUAUUUUAAAGUUUAAACAAUCAAUGUUUACUAAAAGCCAUUAAAAUAUUUUAG
This is a messenger RNA of Drosophila obscura, 2476 nucleotides long. RefSeq names its product epidermal growth factor receptor kinase substrate 8. Gene Ontology annotation, cellular component: plasma membrane. Bases 153 to 2318 code for a protein of 721 amino acids. The transcript has 7 exons. Gene Ontology annotation, biological process: Rho protein signal transduction; regulation of Rho protein signal transduction. Gene Ontology annotation, molecular function: actin binding. The record is from RefSeq and is a predicted model, not a curated record. Lineage: Eukaryota; Metazoa; Arthropoda; Insecta; Diptera; Drosophilidae.